Suillus plorans is the source of this 1086-nucleotide messenger RNA. RefSeq lists its product as uncharacterized. The transcript has 13 exons. Bases 156 to 1046 code for a protein of 296 amino acids. The record is from RefSeq and is a predicted model, not a curated record. Lineage: Eukaryota; Fungi; Basidiomycota; Agaricomycetes; Boletales; Suillaceae.
AAUAAUGAAGACUCAGCCAAGAUGUAACAGCCACUCUCGUCGGUCACGAAUCUCGGAGUGACAUUUGUCUAUUCCUGGUCAACGACCGAGAAAUCAGCCCUCAAGACGCAAAAAAAUUCUAUGCCUUAUAAGCCUCCCUUUUGAUCUACAGUCUCAUGUCAGAACAAGAAAUCAUUGCUGGUCUCCGCUGGAAUAACUAUCUAUCUGUGCCAGUCAUUGCUCUGAUGUCUUAUGAGUAUCUUCUUUUGUUGGACAAGGAGAAACGACCAUGGUCAUUGAUGUCAUGCUUGUAUCUCAUCGUUCGAUAUUUCGGUCUUUUCCUGGCACUGCUUUGCGGCUUCUGGGGAGGGCUGUUGUAUAUACCUGAAUCAGUCAGCUACGCUCUUGUCGUUCUAAUUGAAUGGGGAUUUUCAGUGUAUUUCUGGUUUGCGGAAGCCAUUCUCAUUUGGCGGCUUUAUGCCAUAUGCGAUCAAUCCAAGCUCCUACUUUAUGUUCUAGUGGGAUUGUUCUUGCUUAUCGUCGCCCUCUCAAUUGGGACGGACAUCUAUCUAUACAGUCGACAUAGCGCGUUUUCAGUGAAAGAAAUCAUAACUCCGAACGCCAAGUACUGCACCCUUUCCUUCAAUAUUGGGCCUAUGCCUGCGAUCUAUACUUCCAUUCCGAUUGUGUGCUAUGAUAUCUUACUAGUUGUUCUCGCGGCUGCCAUCCUCGUGAGGCACCUUAAGGAACGAAGAGGGAUUCAAAUGAGGGCUAAUUCAUAUAUGAUCAUGAUCGUUCGGUAUCAUAUUCUGUACUUUGCCCUGAAUUUGACAAACCAAAUCUUAUUGGUUAUAUUAUGGGCUCACAUUCCGACCCCGGCGAUGAGUAUCUCAGAAUUCUUCAAUGAUACUGUGCCGUUUAUUCUCGCGCCCCGUCUCAUCCUCAGUAUUUGGGAUACGCAUGCCCACGAUGACUGCGUAGAAGUCAGUACAACAUUCGAGGAUUGUGUAUGUUGGACUUCACCCCUGAGGUUCGAGCAGCACGAGAUGGACUCCGUUGUCGUGUAAUUCUGGCUUGCUCAGGCUGGUUCCUCAGUAUGAAGAAAAA